AUGUCGACUAAGCACUUCAUCAACGACCCGGCAUAUCUGGUUGAGUCAGCACUCCGGGCAGUGACAGUGACCAACCCCGGAGUUGGUCUAGAUGCCGCCAACAAAAUUCUGUACACCCGGCCAGGGCUCAUACCUCAACAGCAGAAGGUGCACCUGAUCUCAGGAGGUGGAUCUGGACAUGAGCCGUCCUUUGCCGGUAUGGUUGGCCCAGGGCUACUGAGUGCUGCAGUAGCGGGCACCAUAUUUGCCAGCCCAAGUGCACAACAGAUUCGCACUGCCAUCAUAGGACGAGUGCCUCAUCAGUCUAAGUCGGACCCCGACAGCGGUGUUCUCGUUAUCGUUAUGAACUACACCGGCGACGUGCUCAAUUUCGGUGUCGCCAUCGAAGCAGCAAGGGCUGAAGGAACUAAUGUCCAGAUGGUUGUUGUGGGAGACGAUGUUGCCGUCGGUCGUUCUCACGCCGGCAAAGUUGGACGCCGCGGUAUUGCUGGAACUGUGCUGGUACAUAAGCUGAGCGGCGCCCUCGCUUCAAUGGGUUAUGGCUUGACUCAGGUUGCUGCCCUAGCCCAGCUCGUCGCUGAUAACUUGGUCACGAUUGGUGCCAGCCUGGAGCGAGUGCAUGUUCCUGGGGUUCAAGAAUCAUUUAUGGAAUAUACAUCUAAGCUGGCACCCGAUGAGGCUGAAAUUGGCAUGGGGAUUCAUAAUGAACAGGGGUGGUGUCGUGCCAGCAAUACCACGUUUUCGGAUCUCAUUGCCACCAUGCUACAGUACCUUCUGGCUCAAGACGACCCAGAGAGGUCAUUCGUGGAUUUUACAGGAAAUCCCGAGAACGUUGUUCUUUUGGUGAAUAACCUUGGAGGAUUGAGUCCCUUGGAGCUAGGAGGAAUUUUGUCUGAAGCAGCAUUGCAGCUUAAACAGAAAUACGGCAUACGCAUAUUGCGGGUUCUCAGUGGCACCUAUAUGACAAGCCUUGAUGCCCGCGGUUUCAGCAUAACUCUGCUUCGUCUGGUCAAUACCGGUAUCAACGGUCUCAGCCUUAUUGACUUAUUAGACUACCCUUGCGAAGCGCUUGGCUGGCCAUCCUCUAUCCCCAAGGCGACCUGGGAGGCAGGAGACUUAGGUAAACAAGGGCAGAAUGUGGCGAGCAAGGGUGAAAAAGAGCUUAGCGGGCUCAAGUCAGAUGUCCAGAUUACAGAGACAGCUCUAGUAACCGCCUUGAACUCAGUCAUAGCCUCAGAGCCGGAAAUAACGCGCUUUGAUGUGAUUGUUGCUGUUCUUGAUCAUGUCUCUUCUCACCAUCUGACGGGAGAUAUCGUUGUCGAUUUAGCCGAUAUAGUUCUCAUUGUCGAGAACUCUAUGGAUGGUACAUCCGGUGCUCUUUACGCUAUAUUCCUCAAUUCACUUGUAGGGUCGUUGAGAUCUCUCGGACCAGGACAACUCUCAUCGAAGUCCUGGGCCAUCGCUCUAAGCAAGAGUCGAGAUGCUUUGGCCAAGUACACACCGGCUCGGCCUGGAGACAGAACCCUUGUGGAUGCAUUAUAUCCUUUCAUUGAAAUUCUUGAAAAGACUGGAAACUUGGAACAAGCUGCAUCUGCGUCAAUGAAGGCAGCAGAGGCGACUAAAGCCUUAAAAGCAAAGUUGGGAAGGACGGUAUAUCUUGGCGAUUCUGGCUUUGAGCACGUUCCAGACCCUGGAGCUUGGGGUCUUGCCCGGUUCUUUGUUGGGUUGGCUGGGUAUGAAAUAUAG
Clonostachys byssicola is the source of this 1746-nucleotide messenger RNA. NCBI's taxonomy places the organism in Eukaryota, Fungi, Ascomycota, Sordariomycetes, Hypocreales, Bionectriaceae. The record is from the annotation of a GenBank genome assembly.